GUGUAAGAGAAUGUAAAUGCACCCCUUCAUAAGCAUCCACCCUGACCUGCUAUCACAAACACACACUCUACACACUGGGAAACACAUUUGUUUGGCUGCUAAGUACUUCAUUACUGAAAACAUUAUGAAUCACUUUGUUGAUGCUGCUGUUGAUAAAGCAGCUUCAGCUGCCAAAUUAAAGGUAAAAUCUAUGUUGGGAGGAGGAGGAAACGCAAAGCAACCGAACAAGUCAGGAGGUGUCGGAGGACUUUUUCCUUCGGCAGGUGAGUCGGGUAACAAAGAGAAGAAAGGAGGACUGUUUGGAGGCCUGCUUUCAGCACCCCAGAACGAGGCAAACCCAGGAGGAGCAGCAGCAUCAGGAGAUGUGGGUGGUGCAGGACUUCCAGGAGGUGCAGGAGGAGGUGCAGGAGGAGACAAGGAUUUCAACUCGGCAGUAGACGAGCUCGCUUUUUAAGAUGUAGCCAGAUGUUCACUGAUUGACAAAUUUGGCAAAUGAAGGCAUGGCAAGUGAAGAUGCAACAGUACAGCCCUUAAUUUUUAUCUAUCAGCAAAUAUCAACCAGAGCUACAUGUUCUUGUGAUCAACAGUGUAUAAACAGAAUGUAUCUGUUUGAUACAAGUUAUUACAUUCACAUUGUACUCUAUAUAUUACAAAAUGGACACAGACAAAAGUGUACAAUUACUAAUAGGUAACAAAUGCUCCCAUUACAUCUAUAAUACUGGGCUUGUCUACUGAGGUAUUUAGGGAACAAUAAAUGGGUGUUGUAUUUAUGUUUUUUUUUUUUACUUGAGCCCUUGAUGCAAAGCCCCACUCAGAGCAGUUUUUAUAAGUGUACUAAUUGAAAUUGCUUUCUUUGAAAACAUGAAAGUUUUACUUCUAUUAACAAUAUUGUAAAGAAGGUGAAAAUUAUUUCAAUAAAGUUGUAAAUGAA
Messenger RNA from Silurus meridionalis, 931 nucleotides. RefSeq lists its product as uncharacterized. NCBI's taxonomy places the organism in Eukaryota, Metazoa, Chordata, Actinopteri, Siluriformes, Siluridae. The coding region runs from base 17 to 454 and encodes 145 amino acids. The transcript has 3 exons. The record is from RefSeq and is a predicted model, not a curated record.